AUGCUGAUUAUGGCGAAUGAGCCAUUGCUGGCGGACUUACACAUUCUCGACUUUUCGGACGGCUGUUGCCGAAGGAGAGUGAAAAAUUGGGAUUCGGGGCUUUCAUUGGGUAAUUCGAAAUUUAGUGAAAUUCCGAUCGUGGUUGAUGCUCUGCAGGUUACCAGGAAGGUGGUCCUAGAGCGGUUUCUGCUGGGCGCCAAGUCACAGAAGGAUGCGGUGGCUUCUUUCACCCGACAUGGCCUUACUGAAGAAGAUUUAAUCCGCAAAUCACUUCUCCAAAUCGUUGCAGGCUGUGAGAGGAGAAGGUCUCCGGAAUACCCCGUCAGCAACGGGCCUAUUCAGCAGACAGGUGCCAAAAGGUGGAGAUGUUUUGAAUGGGAUAUUCGUAACUGA
Molecule: messenger RNA, 393 nt
Organism: Hyaloscypha bicolor E
Lineage: Eukaryota; Fungi; Ascomycota; Leotiomycetes; Helotiales; Hyaloscyphaceae
Exons: 2
Coding region: 1-393 (130 amino acids)
Source: RefSeq, a predicted model, not a curated record